AUGAAGGGUUCGGACUCGUCGCCAUCUUUCGUGAGAGUUCUGCCUUGUGCAAAUAGUAGCCACGAUCUGCUCAUUUGGUACCUGCAAAGCAGACAAGUGGUGUUUUGUGUCGGAGGCAAGACAUCCAUAGCACAUGCCGGUACAAUCACAUCGCAGCCGCCUUGUGGUGCAAUGGCCGCGAAGGAUGAAUCGUCUGACAUUUGUGGUGAUGCAGUGCCGGUCUUUUUCCAACCAGACACGGAGCUGUUGCUCAAGACCAUGCAGAGCCACCAUGAGCAGCUGAUGGACCGUUUGGACCAGCAAGAGAAGCUACUGAGGCAGGAGGCGCAAGACAUAACAUCGGCAACGUCUCCACAAAUCUUCGUGACCUCAGAUUCCGGCAGUCUCCUUGCUUCAGUGCAGCCAGAGCAGCACUACAUAGGGAAUGCAGCACCGGGCAUUUUGUCAGCGAGAAACGCGAGAAGCGAAGUGCCAAGCUUGGGCCUGUCGAAUUCUUACCAGUUGCGAUCGUAUUCAGCAGAGGACACGCAGUUGCGCGACGAUGCAGACAACGCGGAAUCCAUUGCGAUUCGCAAGAGAUUCUCUGACAUGCAGGCACCAGAAAAGAAAGGCCCCGGAAGUCACACAAGGUUGCUGCAUUCGGACAGCAUCCCGUGGACUACCCGCAUAGUGCACAAUCCUGCCUUUGAUAUCUUUUUCGCGGUCAUCGUGUUCGCCAAUGCCAUCUUCAUUGGCUUUGACAUCCAGUGGACCCUGGACGGCCGAGAGUAUGCUGUGGACGUGGUGAGGACGAAGCCCGUGAUCUACAUGAUUUUCCACUACACGUUUUCUGCAUUGUUUUUGGGCGAGCUUCUACUACGACUCGCCGACAGCCGCUGUCGCUACUACUGUUCAGAAGAGUGGAAAUGGGCUUUCCUUGAUACACUGAUUGUAGCAACAUCCUUCUGGGAUAUUGCUGUGGAUGUCAUCUCGGCCAUGCUCCAAGACGACAGUUGGGAUAGCAUCUCUGGGCUGUCCACAUUGAAAGCCAUGCGCAUCGUGCGCCUGACCCGUGUGUUGAAAACUGCUCACUUCAUACGAAUAUUUCGGUUCAUCAUGGCCCUGCGAAUGCUGGUCCAAUCGAUCUUGCACACCGUCAAAGCUUUGUUUUGGGCCUUGCUCCUCCUGACCUUGAUUGUGUAUGUGUUUGCUAUACUCUUCUCGCAGGCAGUUUAUGACUACAUGAGCGACGAGGCAAACCCGGAGUUACCACCAGAUGUUCAAGCGGCAGCGGAUCGGUAUUUUCGCAGCCUCGUGCGGAGCAUGAUGGCUCUGUUCAUGAGCAUUGCUGGCGGUGUCAGCUGGGAAGAGGUUAUUAGGCCUCUGAUGUUUGUCUCUGCCUUCUGGGAGGUUUGCUUCCUGUUUUUCAUCGCCUUUUCGUAUCUGGCUGUGUUGAACGUGGUGACAGAAUUUUCCGAUGCCUUCGAUCUUGAAGUUCACGCCCUAGACUCGGCAGUGCGUGAGAUGACACCUUGGACAUGUGAAGAUGGCAGUUUGGUGCAGUGGGUUUUCUGCCAUGCGGCUAUUGAGUCGGCCCAGAAGGAUCACACAACCGUGGUCCAGAACAUGCUGGACAAUAAGGAGCAGCAUCUCCAAAAGCUCAGGGCUUUGUUCGAAAAGAUUGGUGACAAAGGAGCUGGGGGCAUUACUUACCGAGUGUUCGAGGAGAAGAUCAAUUCCCCAGCAGUCCGCGACUACUUCGAGACCUUAGGUUUGGACGUGUGGGACCCGUGGUCUUUUUUCAAGCUGCUGGACACCGACGGUGGCGGUGUUGUGGAGCUAGAAGAGUUCUUUAUGGGAUGCUUACGCUUCAGCGGCGAC
Molecule: messenger RNA, 1860 nt
Organism: Symbiodinium necroappetens
Lineage: Eukaryota; Dinophyceae; Suessiales; Symbiodiniaceae
Source: the annotation of a GenBank genome assembly